Messenger RNA from Maniola jurtina (meadow brown), 2146 nucleotides. It is a transcript of the gene Dbp73D, whose product is annotated as probable ATP-dependent RNA helicase Dbp73D. NCBI's taxonomy places the organism in Eukaryota, Metazoa, Arthropoda, Insecta, Lepidoptera, Nymphalidae. The record is from RefSeq and is a predicted model, not a curated record. The coding region runs from base 239 to 2110 and encodes 623 amino acids. Gene Ontology annotation, cellular component: nucleus. The transcript has 7 exons. Gene Ontology annotation, molecular function: ATP binding; nucleic acid binding.
AGAAACUUAUAUCGUGAUUUGAUUUGUGAGGUUAUAAAUAAAUGGUUAUAAAAUAAUCACCGAUGGGUUAUAUUUUGUAGUUGUAGGAUCUAGAAAAGAUAAAUUAUUUAUAAUAAAACAUGAUACUAAAUAGAAUUCUGAAGCUAUAAUUAUUUUCUAUAAAAUUUCUCAAUUUAUCCAAAUAAUUUAUUAUUCAAGCGAAAAUAAGUGUAUUGUGCCUAAGUGAAGUACAAUUAUUAUGGAUUUGUUUAUAAUAAAUAGAUACACAGACACAAAUGAAGACAAUGAUGUUAUUAAUCGGGAAACAUUACAUUUACAAAGACUUAAACAGAAAAUAGAAGAAAGGAAGAAAAGUUACAAAGGGAAUGAGACAAGACCUGAUACUAUAACUCUUAAAGAGGAAAUUUCCCAGCAACAGCAAAUAAACAGUGAGAGUUUGAAUGAAAAUCUAGGUGCACCAAAAGAUGAAUAUGAGACUCCCAAAACAGCUAUCAAUGAUACUCUGUCGAACAACAAAAGGAAAACUGAUGAUAAAACUACAAGUGAAUUUAAAGUUUUGGGUAGCACAGAUUUUGAAAAGAGAUCCAAGGUAGAAAGAGUUUUGCCAUUUUGGCUUUCCCAUGCAUACAGCAUAUCUAAGAACUUACAAACUUUGACAUGUCGUGUUAGUGACCAGAUUUGGCUGCACAAUACUUUGAAGACUACACUAGCAAGUGAGGGGGUCACUCAUCUAUUCCCUGUACAAGAGCAAGUUAUACCGUUCAUACUCAAGGAAUAUAAACAACCCGAACCAUUCAGGCCUCAUGAUAUUUGUGUGUCAGCUCCAACUGGUAGUGGGAAAACAUUAUCCUUUGUAUUGCCAAUCAUUCAAACUUUGAUGAAUCAAUUUGGUCACCACAUUAGGGCUCUUAUUGUAUUACCUGUGCAAGAGCUAGCGGCACAAAUUGCUAAGGUCUUUAAAAAAUAUUGCACCAACACUGGUCUGAGAGUGGCAUUGCUGAGUGGAUCUACGCCUCUUCAGAAGGAACAGCAACAAAUAAUGAGACAUACCGAGACUCUAGGAUGGAUUUGUGAAACUGAUAUAAUUGUAUGUACUGCUGGCAGACUGGUAGAGCACUUACACAACACUGAAGGAUUCUCAUUGAAGCAUCUAAAGUUCCUCGUCAUAGACGAAGCUGAUAGAAUAAUGGACAACAUACAAAAUGAUUGGCUUUACCACUUGGAAAAGCACAUUCAAGCUGAAAUGCAAAUAAGCAAAAUUCCACAUAUUAGCUGGAACAACAUUAGCAGUCAAAAUUCGUUCAUACACAAACUCCUUUUUUCUGCAACUUUGUCUCCAGAUCCCGAGCUGUUAGAGCAAUGGGGACUAUUCCAACCAAAGUUAUUUUCAGUCACACCAAUAAAUGAUACGUCAGAUGAAAAUUGCAUUAAAAAGUAUACAACUCCAGAUGAAUUGCUUGAGCAGUAUGUUGUAUGCACCGCUGAAGAAAAACCAUUGAUUUUCUAUCAUUUCUUCGCUAACUUGAAAUGGGAUAAAACAUUAUGCUUCAUGAACUCCGCGCAAUCAGCGCACAGACUAACCGCGCUGUUGAAUAUUUGGGGACAAGGAAAACUGAAGGUUGCAGAAUUGUCUGCAGCUUUGGAUAGGUCUAGCAGAGAAUUGGUGCUAAAGAAAUUCAAGCAGUCGGAAAUUGAUGUAAUGAUUAGUACUGACGCGCUAGCAAGAGGAAUCGAUAUUCCGGAAUGUAACUAUGUGAUAUCAUACGAUCCUCCUCGAAACAUCAAGACUUACGUGCAUAGAGUCGGCCGCACCGGUCGCGCUGGACGACAAGGCACCGCUGUCACGAUACUUACACACAAUCAAGUACAUAUGUUUAAGGAAAUUAUGCGAUCUAGUGGAAAAGGUGGUAUACAACAAAUGGCGAUACAGAAAGGCAUUUUAGACCACCUACAGGAAAAUUACGAAUAUGCCAUAUCAGAAACAAAAAGUUUGAUAAAUGACGAAACUCACAGUAAAGUGAAGAAGUCCAUUGAACUGAAAAGAGCUGCUAAAUCUAAACCUCGUAAAAGGAAACAUAAUGAAAGUAAAAUAAUAAAUAAUGUCAGUUAAAUUGUAUUUAAAAUUUUAAUAAAGGAUUUUAUAAAA